Molecule: messenger RNA, 2815 nt
Organism: Galeopterus variegatus (Sunda flying lemur)
Lineage: Eukaryota; Metazoa; Chordata; Mammalia; Dermoptera; Cynocephalidae
Gene: TMEM257
Product: transmembrane protein 257
Source: RefSeq, a predicted model, not a curated record
UGUGUGUGUGUGUGUGUGUGUAUAAAUGUAAAGGGUGUGCAGGAAAAAAUUCCUUUAACAAACUAAAUAAAUAUCUGAAUAUCUACAGUGACAAGCUAACAUGUUCAUUCUUUGAUUAGAGAUCAUAAUUCCUAUUUAAGUCCACUAGAUCAAAGUUGAAAAUGGUGAUUUACAAGAAAGAUACUGUACAGAGAUUUUACAUUUCACAGAAGGGGAGCUAGGGUAUUAUGUUAGCUAAACUUGGAGAUAGCUCUUGGAAACCACUUCAUCUUAGAGUGAAGUAUUUUAUAUAGAAACAGAGUUUCAAAAAUCCUCUUGUGGCUGCUCUCAUUUGUUGCAAUGAUAAAUGCAAAAUAUAGAGGUAGGUAUUUGGGCACGUGAUUAUGAAGGAAAAUUAGCAUGUAAUCUAUUAAGACAGUUUUGAGGCUUAAACUAUAUGACUAGAGCUACUGAUGUAGUGAUUCCACUUCAGUGUUGUUAUUCUCCUGAAAGUAAAGUCACUCCUGAAAAUUGACAUUGUCCGUAGAAAAAUUAAUUCAUUAAUCUUAAAGAGAGAUAUUUUAAUAUUCACUUAGUUACAUGGUUUUAAAGAGGCUUCGUGGAAUAACUCAAAUUCAUAAACUCUUUUGCCUAAUUAUUAUGGUUUAUUUUUAUAUUCUAAUGCUUCUUAGAUUUGUACGUUAUUUGCAUUAGGUUUUAAGAGGAAGUCAUUUGAAUGCAGUCCAGACUAUUCCAUUUAAAAGCAUAAUAUACCAUAUAUUUUGAAACUUUAUUUAAUGCAAUCAUAAAUACUUUAAGUUUUAUUAACUUAUUAGCAUUCCCACUGACUAUAUUCUGUUUUGCUUUAUCCACUCAAGUGCUUUCAAAAUAUUUUAGCAUUUUUCUUUUUAUCUCCUACAGCUGGAUUUUGCUAUUUCACUUUUAUUUCAUAUGCAGCUUGAAUGAAUAUGAGCAUCAGCACAGCAAAAUGGUCCCAACCAACAGAACGCCAUCUCCCAGGGCUCUGCAUGGAACACAUCUAUAUGUCUGGCCCUACAAAUGGCAAAUGGUAAUUCCCUUUGGUUCUAGCUCUUAAUUAGUUGCUUUCACUAUUUCUAAAUAUACCUGUGGCUAAAUUUGUAUUGAAACACUCAAAAGUACUACGUCUCAGCCUAGACAAUUCCCAAGAGUCUAAUUUGGUUCUGAACUUCCGUCAACCUGUGUGCCUUGUUAGUUCUCUCCAGCAGUUAGCGAGUAAGGAAAUGACCCUUCAAUUUCCUCUUCUUUGCCCUUUGACCUCUAAGGAAACUUAAUUUUUCUAAAUGUUUCCAUGUCAUCAAGGGCUUAAUAUUUUAUGGAUUUUACAAAAGUAUAUAAGGAAUGAGAAAGAGAUUCUGUGAUUUUUUUACACCCUGAAAAUUCAUUUUGAUUGUAUACAUUCCAGAAAUACACUGGAUUGGAUGCUAGAGUGAAGAAAGCCUUUCAUACAAUUCUCCUAAUCCAUUUUUUUCUUCAUUCAUGCAUUUAAUAAAUAUUUAUUGAGUGUUUGCUUCCUAGGUGUCAGUUUCUAUGCUGUGUGCUGUGGGGGUACAGAGAUACAGUGGACAGAAUCUCUACCCUACUUACCCCACCCCCUUCACUCUUCACCUUCACCCCUCUCACCCUGCUCCUCCCACAAGGAGCUCAGUGCUAAUAAAGGAAAACUACCUGAAUGACAAUCACCCAGAGUAAGCAAUGGGAACAGUAUUUCAAUGGAAGGGGUUAAGUUUUUAAAGGUGAUUCUGUGCAGUGAAGUAUAAAGCUGAUAAAAUCAUAAAAUAUUAGCUACAAUGUAACCACUAAAAUCUCUUUAGGGUUACAAAGCUAAAAAGGAAAAAUAAAUAAAUAAAAUAAAAUAAAACAAGUUUCUGGAGAACAGGGCCCAAUAUUAUGGCCUAAAGAUAGCUAUAUAUUUGUGCUGUCUAAAGAUCUACUUUGUAAAGAUAACUAACGAGAUUGUAAAUAUAAAAUCACAAAUGUACUUAAAUUUUCUGAAAUAUCCAUGCUUUAGAGGCAAUAUUUACUUUAUAUUUCUGUGGCUUAAAAGAUAAUAUUUUGGCUUAAGUGUCUUUUUACCAAUACAGUGACAAGACACCUUAAUCCUGAGAGAAAAUUAAGUACUGUAUAUAGAUGUACUUUGCUUCUCACAAUGGUUGUGCAAAAAGUCACGUGUAAAUUGAAGUUUUGUAAAUCAAAUCGUAUUUUAAAUGCAUUAAGGAAGCUGUCAUUUAGAGCAAACUUAUGAAUCCUUUUAUAAAGCAGAAAACCAUUUUAUAAUACAAAUAAUCAUUCUCUAAUUUGUCUGUUUUGUAUGUUUGGAUUUUCAAUAUCGACUUUGCUUAAAACAGAGACCACCUGCAUAAUAACAGUGUGUUUUGCCAGUGCUGCUUGUGCUACCAGUUUCUUGAUUGCUAAGGGCUUAUACUUGAAAGUCUGCCGCAGUUUUGUGUGAAUUGAGCAAUCGAGUGCUUCUAUGAUGGCACAGUAGCAUUCCUGAACAGUGCCAGCAGCAAACCCAUUUCAAUUCAAUUGAACACAAGACUCUUCUGCUAAGCAGCAUCUCUCUCAGAUGUGGCCAUGUUUUAUCAGAGGGUAGAGUGACUCCUGUAUUCACGUUCUAUAAAGUGCUUAGAGUCACAGGUUUUAUAAUAAAUAUGUUGUUAUGUAAAUAUAUUAAAUUGCAUGUGUGUUGUAAUUUUUAGCAGUAUUUUAGCUUGAAAAUACUUGUAUAAAUACUGUUAGAUUUAGUUGCAAAUAAUUGUUCUCAAGUUAUUGGAAUAAACAGCAAAUGAAACAA